Messenger RNA from Drosophila rhopaloa, 1124 nucleotides. RefSeq names its product mitochondrial inner membrane protease subunit 1. The coding region runs from base 157 to 744 and encodes 195 amino acids. The transcript has 3 exons. NCBI's taxonomy places the organism in Eukaryota, Metazoa, Arthropoda, Insecta, Diptera, Drosophilidae. Gene Ontology annotation, cellular component: mitochondrial inner membrane peptidase complex; membrane. Gene Ontology annotation, molecular function: serine-type endopeptidase activity. The record is from RefSeq and is a predicted model, not a curated record.
AGUGCAGCCCUGAGUUUUACACAACAACAUAAACAUUCGUGUUCGGCGGAGCAUUUUCCGGGACAAUAACACCUCUGCCGGACAACUGGAGAUGCUCUGAUCACGGGCGUAUGUGGAUGUGGAGCAGCCAACUCCGGAAUCGCCAGCUACGUCGUCAUGAAGGUCCUUUCCCGACUGGGCAGCCUGGUGCGCUACACGGUCGCCUAUGCGGCCAUCACCCACUGCACCUUCGAGUACAUUGGCGACUUCGUCCUGUUACAUACUAUAGCAUCGAGUUCCCAACCAAAACCUGUACCUUGUGUGUCUUUCACCCAGCAUCUGUCACUUCAUCUGUGCAAAGGACCCUCCAUGGAACCCACUCUCUACUCGGACAACGUGCUACUCACCGAGCGCCUGUCGAAGCACUGGCGAACCUAUCAACCCGGCGACAUCGUCAUCGCCGUGUCACCCAUCAACGCCGGCCAGUUCAUCUGCAAGCGAAUCGUGGCCGUGUCCGGUGACCAGGUGCUCACCCAAAAGCCGAUCCCCAUCGAGGCGGAGUACAGCGGGAGCAAGGAAGGUGCCGCCGACAAAAAGAAGCCAGUGAUGAUCAAGGACUAUGUCCCGCGCGGAUACGUUUGGAUCGAGGGCGACAACAAGGGCAACAGCUCGGAUUCGCGUUACUACGGACCCAUCCCAGUGGGCCUCAUCCGGAGUCGCGUGCUCUGCCGCAUCUGGCCAAUAUCCGAGGUCACUGGUCUCUAGAUUGGCCUGUCGUAAAUAGUGUUAUCUUGUUUUAAAUCAAUUUGACCAAUUCAAGUCGCCUAUUUUAAUUGAAAAUUUUAGUAGAUCCCUUGUGUAAGAAAUUUUCUUCUCAUUUGUGCGAUAUUUGGCGACCUGUUGGAUGUGAUUUAAAAUAAACUAGAAAAUCUUUUAAAAAACUGCCAGAAACAUACACAAAUAUUCAUUUAUUUAUUUACCCAAUUCUUAAAUUCAAUAUAAUGCCUUUAACAUGUUAUUUCAUAAAAAAAUCUUAAAUAAAUAAUUCCGUAAAAUUUUAAAUUCGUUCCCUGCUAUAGGAAGAUUUGAAAUACUUAAAAAAUUGUAAAUAAAAUAUGCAAAUAAAAUAUACAAAUGAUCAUUAA